AGAGAGAACAAAGGAAAGAGAGGAUGUUAAUGACUGAUUAUAGAUAAGUUCAGCAUCAGCUUGAAGUCCUUUGAAAUGUAAAGGUCGGCCACUUGGCUAGGAGGGAGUGAAUUACCACCUAUGUGAGUGGCACAGCCCAGCCGAGGACCUUGUGCGUGAUUGCAGUCAUCAACACAUUUUCCCGGGAUCAAAUUGUUUACAUCCUGACCUUUUACUUCCUGGGAAUGCGUGUUGACCCCAUCAUUCUUAUGUCUGACACGAGUGCCUUCAGUUUGAGACUUUUCCAUUUACCACACAGGUCUGGCAUGGGGGCUGAUUUGCUCUGUACUGUGCCCUAAUUUGUGUAAAAAUGAACUUGGCUGUGAAGAAUUCUGUUGUGUUUAUGGAGUCUAUUCUGAUAGUGAGAUUAUAGUCCGUUUUAUAGGCUAAAUGUUUCAGUUGAUUGCCUUCUCCCAUGGCUUCUUAAGUAUUCAUGUCUACACAAUUGAUCUGGUUACCCGUGAAGUCAGUCCAAAUUGACUGUUACAGUGCCUGAAAAUACGAGAUCAGUAAUUUUUAGAUCUAGAGGUUCCUGUCCUUCACAAAGGGACUAAAUCGCAGUAGGCAAUCUCCAAGUGAAAAGAUUAUGAAACUGUCACAUCAAAGUAAACAUUGCUGAGCUCCUAAUGUGCUCCUUUAUACCUUCUGUAAUAUACUUUCAAUUGUCAUACUUUCUACUGCUAUCCUGGCCCAUGCAUGGGAGAGAAUAUACAUACGCACAUGUCUCUAUAUCUGUAGACACUAUAGUGAAAAACAACUUAUUUGCCUAUAGCUGGCUUAGCUGCGAAGCUGACUUACCCACCCACUUUCAAACUCCCUAGAGGAAAUAAGGCAAAAAGAUCAAGUAGAAGCAAUAAAGCCAAUGACCUUUUACAAAAAAAGUUAUUUAAGAAGUUCUCAGUGGCACUGUUGAUCUUCUGGAAGGGAGAUCACUCCAUUUCCUACUGGUGCUGUGUCAUCUGCAGUAGCUUUGGUCUCAUUGGAGUAGAAAAAGAAGGCCCUUUUCUGUGUUGCUGCUGCUGUACAUUCAGCAUUCCUCUUGCUGAUGACACGGUUCCUGUUUGAAUCUGUUUACAAGAUUCUGAAAACUGAGCAGAGAAUUUUGGCACUGCACUGGGUAGGAAAAAGCAUUGCAAGAAAUAGAUAAUAUCAAGGACAACAGGAGCAGACAGAUUGGAGUGGGAGUCACAGCAGGUUUUAAUGAUUCUCUUCUAAGAACCCUUUUGGUGAUUAAAUGUUCAGAGCAAGACCUUCUGUCAGUCAACAGACAUUUUGUUCCUGGCUCACAGAGGGAAAACAGUAUACGCUGAAAAGAGGGGAUAUGCCAUUCAGGAUGUCUUCCAAGCGGCCAGCCUCUCCGUAUGGGGAAGCAGAUGGAGAGGUAGCCAUGGUGACAAGCAGACAGAAAGUGGAAGAAGAGGAGAGUGAUGGGCUCCCAACCUUUCACCUUCCCUUGCAUGUGAGUUUUCCCAACAAGCCUCACUCUGAGGAAUUUCAGCCAGUUUCUCUGCUGACGCAAGAGUCUUGUGGCCAUAGGACUCCCACUUCUCAGCACAAUACAAUGGAAGUUGAUGGCAAUAAAGUUAUGUCUUCAUUUGCCCCACACAACUCAUCUACCUCACCUCAGAAGGCAGAAGAAGGUGGGCGACAGAGUGGCGAGUCCUUAUCUAGUACAGCCCUGGGAACUCCUGAACGGCGCAAAGGCAGCUUAGCUGAUGUCGUUGACACCUUGAAGCAGAGAAAAAUGGAAGAGCUCAUCAAAAACGAGCCAGAAGAAACCCCCAGUAUUGAAAAGCUACUCUCAAAGGACUGGAAAGACAAGCUUCUUGCAAUGGGAUCAGGGAACUUCGGUGAAAUAAAAGGGACUCCUGAGAGCCUAGCUGAGAAAGAGAGGCAGCUCAUGGGUAUGAUCAAUCAACUGACCAGUCUACGAGAGCAGCUAUUGGCUGCCCAUGAUGAGCAGAAGAAGUUGGCUGCCUCUCAGAUUGAGAAGCAGCGCCAGCAAAUGGAGCUGGCCAAACAGCAGCAAGAACAGAUUGCAAGACAACAGCAGCAGCUUCUGCAGCAACAACACAAAAUCAAUUUGCUUCAGCAACAGAUACAGGUUCAAGGUCAGCUGCCGCCAUUAAUGAUUCCCGUAUUCCCUCCUGAUCAACGGACACUGGCUGCAGCCGCCCAGCAAGGAUUCCUCCUUCCUCCAGGCUUCAGCUAUAAGGCUGGAUGCAGUGACCCUUACCCUGUUCAGCUGAUCCCAACUACCAUGGCAGCUGCUGCCGCAGCAACACCAGGCUUAGGCCCACUCCAGCUGCAGCAGUUAUAUGCCGCUCAGCUAGCUGCAAUGCAGGUUUCUCCAGGAGGAAAGCUUCCAGGCAUACCCCAAGGCAACCUCGGUGCUGCUGUAUCCCCUACCAGCAUUCACACAGACAAGAGCACAAACAGUCCACCACCCAAAAGCAAGGAUGAAGUGGCACAGCCACUGAACCUAUCAGCUAAACCCAAGACCUCUGAUGGCAAAUCACCCACAUCACCCACCUCUCCCCAUUUGCCAGCUCUGAGAAUAAACAGUGGGGCAGGCCCCCUCAAAGCCUCUGUCCCAGCAGCGUUAGCUAGUCCUUCAUCCAGAGUUAGCACAAUAGGUUAUUUAAAUGACCAUGAUGCUGUCACCAAGGCAAUCCAAGAAGCUCGGCAAAUGAAGGAACAACUUCGACGGGAACAACAGGUGCUUGAUGGGAAGGUGGCUGUUGUGAAUAGUCUAGGUCUCAAUAACUGCCGGACAGAAAAGGAAAAAACAGCCCUGGAGAGUCUGACUCAGCAACUGGCGGUUAAACAAAAUGAAGAAGGAAAGUUCAGCCACGCCAUGAUGGAUUUCAACAUGAGUGGAGAUUCUGAUGGAAGUGCUGGAGUCUCAGAAUCAAGAAUUUACAGAGAAUCCAGGGGACGUGGUAGCAAUGAACCCCACAUAAAGCGUCCAAUGAAUGCCUUCAUGGUGUGGGCUAAAGAUGAACGGAGGAAAAUCCUUCAAGCCUUUCCUGACAUGCAUAACUCCAACAUCAGCAAGAUACUGGGAUCUCGCUGGAAAGCUAUGACAAACCUAGAGAAACAGCCAUAUUAUGAAGAGCAAGCUCGUCUCAGCAAACAGCACCUGGAGAAGUAUCCUGACUACAAGUACAAGCCCAGGCCAAAGCGCACCUGCCUAGUGGAUGGCAAAAAGCUGCGCAUUGGUGAAUACAAGGCAAUCAUGCGGAACAGGAGGCAGGAGAUGCGGCAAUACUUCAAUGUUGGGCAACAAGCACAGAUCCCCAUCGCCACUGCUGGCGUUGUGUACCCCGGAGCCAUCGCCAUGGCGGGAAUGCCCUCCCCUCACCUGCCCUCAGAGCACUCAAGCGUGUCUAGCAGCCCAGAGCCCGGGAUGCCUGUUAUCCAGAGCACUUACGGAGUGAAGGGAGAGGCGCCGCAUAUCAAAGAAGAGAUACAGGCUGAGGACAUCAACGGAGAAAUUUACGAUGAAUACGACGAGGAAGAGGAUGACCCGGAUGUAGAUUAUGGGAGUGACAGUGAAAACCAUAUUGCAGGACAAGCCAACUGAUAAGGUUCAAAAGAUUGGUGUGACCUUAGGACUUAAAGAAGCCCUAGCUGGUUCAUCCUUACCAGUGGCCAAGCACAUUAACUUUCUCAUACACUGACUGUUACUUUAACUGUUAGUCUUAACUAGUUGGGACAUCAGCUGACUAAUAGACCUCAGCCUCAAAAGGCUUGGAAAGGAAAAAAAAAAAAAUACAGCAAGCAAACAAC
This is a messenger RNA of Trichechus manatus latirostris (Florida manatee), 3831 nucleotides long. It is a transcript of the gene SOX5, whose product is annotated as SRY-box transcription factor 5. NCBI's taxonomy places the organism in Eukaryota, Metazoa, Chordata, Mammalia, Sirenia, Trichechidae. The record is from RefSeq and is a predicted model, not a curated record. Gene Ontology annotation, biological process: regulation of transcription by RNA polymerase II; cell fate commitment; positive regulation of chondrocyte differentiation. Bases 1274 to 3625 code for a protein of 783 amino acids. Gene Ontology annotation, cellular component: nucleus. The transcript has 18 exons. Gene Ontology annotation, molecular function: RNA polymerase II cis-regulatory region sequence-specific DNA binding; DNA-binding transcription factor activity, RNA polymerase II-specific.